AUGACUACAGGCAGGAUCAACCAGGUUAAUAUAGAGCGCUUGACUGUGGAAUUCCUGACUAGGCAACAUUCCGGCUCAUGUGGAACGCCGAAGGCUCAGGGUUCUGCGGCGAAGCGCGCGAGUUCCCAGCGCAGCCAGAGAAGCCGUAUGCGCUCGCAAAGCCGUGGAAGCAAGCGAGAUCCCGGUAUGGAAUCCCUUCCCGAGCUUCCUCGCCCCCACUGCGAAAUGUGCGGCGCCGCGGAGUGCCUGCGGCCGUGGCUCGACGACCGCUGCCACUGCAAGGCCUGUCUGGGACUGCAGAAAGGCGAGUGUGAAUCUCCGCGAAUGAAGGCACGCCGAGCCUCGCAGCCAUCGUGCGAAUCGUUCUAUGCGUCAAAAUGCAUGAAACACCAAUUCGAGACCCGCGCACAGACCAUGAAAUCCAGGCAGCCGACGACGAAGGAUAUGCUCAUGAAACACUUCUCAAAGCGCAGCCGCACGUUCGAAGAAGCCGCGAAGGGCGAUAAACCUCUCGCGACCAUCAAAACGCACGCGUCCCAGACGACAGUGAAGCGGCAAGAAUCGGAAAAGAUCACCCCCCCAGAGGGCCAAAAUGCAGCUGGGCGGGUAGAUGGGGAGCGACGUGCUUAUUCGUGUGAAUCAAUGACCCCGUCCGUCCGCCUGAAUCUCUGGAUCACUCUCACGCCGCAGACACGCCUCCACGAGGGUCGUACUGUAGGCUCACCCUCUUUGAUGCUUGACAGGAAACAGCUUUCUUUGCAGCUGCCUUCGGCGGCGAUGCGAUCGCGCGGUUCGUCUCGCGGCCGCUCCAGCAGCCGCCGACGAGACGCCGGCGUCGACUCGACGCCGGCGCUCCCCCGGCCCCACUGCGAGAUGUGCGGCGCGGCGGAGUGUCUGCGACCGUGGCUCGACGACCGAUGUCACUGUGACGCGUGCCUCGGCCUCGAAAAACGCGAGUGUAGUUCGCCUCGCAUGCGCGCUCGCAAAGCCUCGAACCCGACCUGCGAGUCCUUCUACGCCUCCAAGUGCCAGAGACACGAAUUCGAAAUGCAGACGCCUGUCAAAUCUAGAUUGCCGACGACGCGCGUACCGGAGAAACAACCGCCGCACGCCACUCUAAAGAAGGAACAGACGCUCGCUCAAAUGCGUGACGAAAACGCUCUCUCGACCCUCACGACGACCGCCACGAUCAAGUAA
Messenger RNA from Besnoitia besnoiti, 1197 nucleotides. RefSeq lists its product as uncharacterized. NCBI's taxonomy places the organism in Eukaryota, Apicomplexa, Conoidasida, Eucoccidiorida, Sarcocystidae. The record is from RefSeq and is a predicted model, not a curated record. Bases 1 to 1197 code for a protein of 398 amino acids. The transcript is spliced from 2 exons.